Talaromyces marneffei is the source of this 1647-nucleotide messenger RNA. RefSeq lists its product as uncharacterized. Bases 1 to 1647 code for a protein of 548 amino acids. NCBI's taxonomy places the organism in Eukaryota, Fungi, Ascomycota, Eurotiomycetes, Eurotiales, Trichocomaceae. Gene Ontology annotation, biological process: L-threonine biosynthetic process. The transcript has 2 exons. Gene Ontology annotation, molecular function: pyridoxal phosphate binding; threonine synthase activity. The record is from RefSeq and is a predicted model, not a curated record.
AUGUCGCAUACACAGUCACAACGAUACCUUAGUACGAGAGGUUCUUCCUAUGGCCUCUCGUUUGAGGAAGUCGUCCUCAAGGGUCUUGCCUCUGAUGGUGGCCUUUUCAUCCCCGAACAAAUCCCAGAGCUACCUGCUGGAUGGGAAACAGAAUGGCGCGAUCUGAGCUUCGAGGAUCUCGCCUUUAAGAUCUUUUCACUCUACAUCUCCACCAGCGAAAUCCCCUCAGACGACCUGAAGGACAUUAUUCGUCGCUCAUAUUCCACAUUCCGACAUGAACAGCGUACCCCGCUCGUCGAACUCAGCAAGGAUAAAAAACUUCACCUCCUCGAACUUUUCCACGGCCCGACAUUCGCCUUCAAGGAUGUCGCUUUACAAUUUUUGGGCAAUAUGUUUGAGUACUUCCUCGUACGGAAGAACAAUGGCAAGGAAGGUAAAGACCGUCAUCACCUUACGGUCAUAGGCGCAACAAGCGGAGAUACCGGCUCUGCAGCUAUUUAUGGUUUGCGAGGCAAGAAGGAUGUUUCGGUCUUCAUCUUGUUCCCCAAGGGCAAGGUUUCCCCCAUCCAGCAAGCUCAGAUGACUACCGUUUUGGACGCGAAUGUGCAUAACUUGACUGUCGAGGGAACCUUUGACGAUUGCCAGGACAUCGUCAAGUCCUUGUUCGCCGAUGCCGAUCUCAACUCGACGCAUAACGUUGCUGCCAUCAACUCCAUCAACUGGUGCCGUAUCUUGGCACAGAUCUCAUAUUACUUUUACUCAUACUUCCAGUUGACGAAACAAGUCGGUUCAGCAUCCGUCCGCUUCGUUGUUCCGUCUGGCAACUUUGGCGAUAUCCUUGCUGGUUGGUUCGCUAAGAGAAUGGGUCUACCCGCCGAGAAACUCGUCAUUGCUACAAAUGAGAAUGAUAUCCUCGACCGCUUCUUCAAGAGCGGUGGCCACUACACCAAGAAACCUAUCCAUGGCAAGGCUGCUGAAGGCGGACUUGUCCAAGACGGCGUCAAAGCCCAUGAAGAAGGUGUCAAGGAAACUUACAGCCCCGCAAUGGACAUUCUCGUCAGCAGCAACUUUGAGCGAUUACUAUGGUUCUUAACCUUCGACGCCGAAACCGGGUCCAUUGACGAACGACGCCAAAACGCUAGCAAGCGCAUCGCCAGCUGGUUGAGCGAGCUCAAAUCCCAAGGCGGAUUCAGCGUCAGCGAAGCCGUUCUUGAAGGCGCCAAGAAGGAAUUCGAGAGUGAGCGUGUUAGCGACGAAGAGACUCUCGAAGUUAUUCGCAAUAUAUAUACCUCUUCUUUCCCCGCUAACCUCGGUCCUGGAAGUGCCCACAGCUCCAAGACCGGAGGCUAUAUCCUCGACCCACACUCCGCCGUUGGCGUGGGCGCAUCUCUUCGAUCUAUCCAGCGCAGUCCUAACGCACAUCACAUUUCCCUAGCGACUGCCCACCCCGCCAAAUUCGGUAAUGCAGUUGAUCUCGCUCUUCACGGUCAAGAAGGUUACGAUUUUAGCGAAGUACUACCACAGGAGUUUGUGGGUCUUGAGCAAAAGGAGAGCCGUGUGACCCCCGUUGGCGCUGGAUUGGGAUGGCAAGGUGUGCGCGAGAUUGUGAAGUCGGAAGUCGAGCAGGAGCUUCAGGGGCUCCGGUGA